AUGGAGGAACCUUCAAAGUCUUUCUCUCAGCCUUCUUUCCCAAAAAAUGAAAUGUCUUCAAACGCAAAUGAAAAUAAAGUACCCUCUGAAGUAGCACUAAUGUCCGAUUUAACUACACUGGUAACCAGAACAGAACAAGUAAACAUUGAUGGCGUAGUUAACAUUAAAAUGUUACAUGCGCAUUUAGCAAUGCUUGCAAAAUUUAAAUCCCUAGAACAACAGGAUAGUGUAAUCGAUGAACGAUAUUUAUUACGUGCUGAGAGAAGAUACUUAUUAUGGUUAAAAAUAUUAAAUAAUGAGUCUUUUAAAGACGAUGAAGUUCCUAUUCCGCCAAUUGACGUAUGCCAGGUUUGGCACGCGCAUUUGCUUUCACCGUUGCGAUACUUUGAAGAUAUUAGUCGUUUAUUUGAUCGAGAAUAUAUCUUUCCAUUGGCCAAGAUACACGAGAUUUGGAGUCAAAAUAAUGGAGAGCAUAUUGAUGAGCGAUCAAAACAAUUUUGGGAAAAGAAUACUAAUCAACCAUGGGUUCUUGAUCCAAAUGAUACCUCAGAUUUUGAAUUAGUUUGCCCAUGGUGCUUUACGAAAUUAAUGAUAGCUGCUAAUAAUUAUGUAAAGUUAAUGAGAAACCCAAAGCAUGUUGAAACAUGCAGCAAAUGUAACGUUAAAUUAUCGAUAGAACGUUUGAGUGCUAAGAAAUUUAUGGACGAUAUUCAAAAGUACAACGAUGGAAAGCAAGCUUACAUUGC
This is a messenger RNA of Racocetra persica, 746 nucleotides long. The record is from the annotation of a GenBank genome assembly. Lineage: Eukaryota; Fungi; Glomeromycota; Glomeromycetes; Diversisporales; Gigasporaceae.